CCAGUUGUUAAUAUGGACCAAUUUUAAGAACGUUGGGUGUAGAAGUAGACAUCCAGUUUUAAAUCGUCCAUGGGAGAGCAUCGGGCAGCAACGGUUUUGUUUGGUUUCUGAUUUUACCGGCCCUGUCUGAUUUGGACAGUUUUUGUUGUUUUGUCAGUUUACAUUUUACUUCUGCCAUAUAGGAAAAUGCUCACUCACUUUGCAGUGUUCGGUCUCGGUUUGCUUUGUUUCGUAAGCGCUGUUCCAUACCAGACCCGAACGAUUCACAUCGGUCCGCAAGAUAAAGUGGAAGAUGCGAUGUAUCUGUACCGCAGCAUGGUGGCCUCGGUGGCCGAAUACAAAGCCGCCAAGGCAUUCGAGGAAUCCCGCGCCAAACUGGGCGUGCGGUCAACUACGCGCGACGAUCAUGUCUGCUUUGGCGAUUUAGGCUGCUUCUUCAAGAACGGUACUUACGGAAAUUUUUGGAUGCUACCCUCUUCACCGAAAUAUCUGCAAACGAAAUUCCUGCUGUACACGACCGCUGACCAGAAAGAUCCGCAGCUGCUGGAGUACGAUAAACCAGAGACGUUGACUGGGUCGGCGUUUCGUGCUGAUUGGCCGACGACUGUCUUCAUGCAUGGCUUUGGCAAUGGACCGGAAAAUUCAUGGACUCCGAGCUUUCAGGCUGCCAUUUUUCAUUCUAUUCCGCAAGGAAAUUACAUUUUUGUCGACUGGAGCAUCGGUGCGAGACCCCCAAACUACUGGGCAGCGUCCGCCAAUACGCAAGUUGUUGGAGCACAAGUGGCCAAAUUGAUUGCUGCUCUCAACACACAUACAGGAACAACAUCAGACAGAUUCCACAUUGUGGGAUAUUCACUGGGAGCCCAUGCUGCCGGUUUCACUGGACAUCGGCUUGUCCAAUACGGCCAUAAACGUGCUGGUCGCAUCACCGGCCUGGACCCGGCUGGACCGAUUUUUGAGGACGGGCAUAGUGAUGCAAUUUUGAGCAGCGGUGACGCCGACUUUGUUGCCGGCUUGCAUGCCAAUGGGGCCACGCUGACCAACGGUGGAUUUGGAUUGUACAAACGCGUUGGAGACAUUGACUUUUAUCCCAACGGAGGACAGUAUCAACCUGGAUGUCCGCAUGCAAUCUGGGGAGCCUUAGGCAAUUUGCUGACCUUUAACUUUGGCGAUAUGCCAGAGUCAGUGAAAUGCAAUCAUCAUCGCGUCAUCGAACUGCUCACGGAAGCACUGGAUCCACACUGCAGUCAUCACAGUUAUGCAUGCGAAAACUGGGAGUCUUUUAAAGAAGGCCAGUGCGAUCCCGAACCCGACGGCAAUAUGGGCAUUUUCUUCACCCAUACGAAAUCAGAUCUGCAGCACUUCCUGCUUACAAAGGAUGCCGACGGCUAUUGUGCAAAUGCUGUGAAAAUCUCGCUGGAAAUUGCCGCUACAUCAGAAGAUUCCGAAGGCAGUCUGACAGUAAUCUUCGUCCAUAACGAUGGCAGAGUGGAAACAGUAGAACAAUUAGCGAAAGACGAAAAAUUGCCAGCCGGAAAGGUUGUGACGGAGGUAGUGCCCAGUCGCUUCCUUGUGACCGAUAUUGCUCAAAUCAAAAUCAAAUACACACCUGGCUGUUCAUGGUUCUGGUGCAGUAGAGACCGCAUAAAUAUGGAGCGCAUUACUGUGGAAAAUUUAGCUGUGCCAGGAACCAAGAAGUGCGGAGGAUACGAAAUCUUGUACAAAGAAGACGUGACGACAGUUGACCUUUCAUCGUGCACGGCAUAACGCGACGUGGAAUACAAGAGCAGCAACAACAUGAUGACUUGUCAAACGCAGGCCAUAUAGUAUAGAAAUUGUUCAUAAACAGCUCGCUAAAGCGCUUUAAACAAUUGUUGAAGAUUUUGGGCAAUAAUACUGACCUGGUCAGUAUGUAAAUCAAUUUUGUCAAGACAGUUUCUUACCCAAAAUGUUGUGCUGAGCAAAACUUGAGGAAAAAUACAAUAAUGCCUUA
This is a messenger RNA of Paramacrobiotus metropolitanus, 1993 nucleotides long. Its product is annotated as pancreatic lipase-related protein 2-like. The coding region runs from base 187 to 1767 and encodes 526 amino acids. The record is from RefSeq and is a predicted model, not a curated record. Gene Ontology annotation, biological process: lipid metabolic process. NCBI's taxonomy places the organism in Eukaryota, Metazoa, Tardigrada, Eutardigrada, Parachela, Macrobiotidae. The transcript has 9 exons. Gene Ontology annotation, molecular function: carboxylic ester hydrolase activity; lipase activity.